Messenger RNA from Phytophthora infestans T30-4, 2073 nucleotides. RefSeq names its product zinc phosphodiesterase, putative. The record is from RefSeq and is a predicted model, not a curated record. Gene Ontology annotation, molecular function: 3'-tRNA processing endoribonuclease activity. The transcript has 9 exons. The coding region runs from base 1 to 2073 and encodes 690 amino acids. Gene Ontology annotation, cellular component: mitochondrion. NCBI's taxonomy places the organism in Eukaryota, Oomycota, Peronosporomycetes, Peronosporales, Peronosporaceae. Gene Ontology annotation, biological process: mitochondrial tRNA 3'-end processing.
AUGUACUUCACGCGAUUCGAUGUCAAGUCGGUGAGUGGUGUUCCUGGUGUGAUAUUUGCCCUUGGAUCGUGUGGCGCAGCGACGCUUAAACUCCACGGGCCUGUCGGGCUUCACGGAUUUCUUGGCGCCAUCCGGAGUUUUGUACGGAGGAAAUACCCUCAACUUCAAAGUAUUGAGAUCACGGGCCCAAGCAAGGACCAAAGUGCAGAACGAGACUUUGAUGAGUCAAUUCAGUAUGAUACCUGGGGCGAAGGAUCCGAACGAAUCGAUCAACAUGCACUGAUAUUACCGAUCGCACUUGGCGUUGGGGUUGAAGCGUCAUCUGACCAUUCCGUCGAGCCUCAAUGUUGUAACCUUUGCGAGAAGAACGCCCCUAGAAAACACAUACAAGAUAUGUCGGCGGAGGUGAGCAGUAGCACCGUGUCUACAAAUGCAAGUCAGCGUCCUAGCAACCAAGUUGGCCGAAGGCUGGAAAACGAAAGUGACGAGCACGAACAAGUUCGAGAAUGGCUUGUGCAGUAUUAUACUGAGAAGGUACCAGCAAAGCUUCCUUACAUCGACGUUGUUUUAAACCGAUAUCGUGGACGCUACGGCGACUUGAAAAGCCAACUAUGUGCAAAACAACUCGAUCGGAGGUGGAUGGAAAAGUUUUACGCAGAAUUCCAGCCAGAUAAACUCGUCCAUAUAGACAGAGUGUUACGUCAGUUCUCAGGACGAGAAGAUACGCUAAAGGGAAUGCUCCUGAAAAACUCUCUUUGCUACGUUGUGCAGCUCCAGUAUGCCCCUUAUCCAGUGGUGUGGAUCAUUGACUGCCGCACUUCGGAUCAUAUCUUCGACUUGGAACGCAAGUUUUCAGUCACUGCAGCUAGCAGCUACUGCGAAGCUCACUUGCCUUCGCUAGUGGUGCACUUGAGUCCAGCCCAUGUACAAGCGCAACCGCGAUACAAGCAAUGGAUGACAAAUCUUUCAUUGUCAACUUCGCGACCAGAACAGUUGGUCUUUGAUGGGACUGCGCUUCAGUCAGUCGCCCAGGGUGUCUUUAGUUACGCGUUUGUUUCUUCCGCCAAGGUUGCUUCCCCAUGUCGACGACAAGUUGUGAAGCAUAUCGAAGGAUGCGAAGCUGAAGCACAUGUCGCUCAGAGCAAGUUGCAGUUCUGUCUUCUGCAUCCGAAGAACAUGCAGUUAGGAUUUAAUUACGAGCGCACCGGAAAGUUAAUUGUGCUGGGUACUGGGAGCGCCGCACCUUCCAAGCUUCGUGCAAGUAGCGGCAUCUACUUAGAGUUGUCGGGAACAAAUGCUGCUGACGUUGAAAGUAUGUUGGUGGACUGUGGCGAAGGAACGUACGGGCAGUUGUGGCGCCAAUUUGGUGAUGAGGUUGCGGAACGUAUUGGUGGGUUGAGGUGUAUUUGGAUCAGCCACAAUCAUGCGGAUCAUCACUGUGGUCUAGUGCGAGUGCUUUACGAGUUUUGGUACUUCCACAUGCGUCGGAAGGAUGGCAACAGCUCACAUUCCCUGGUGGUGGUAGCACCUCAGUCAGUGCUGUCAUACGUGGAGAGCUGGCUACCGCAAUUUCUUCGCAAUGACUCUGAUUAUCAGUUGAUAAGGUUGGCGACAUGUGAGACUUUCAACAAUCCCAGACAUCCACUUCGCUGCCAGCUCUUGGCGGAGAUCAGCUAUGCCGUGACCAGUAUUACGAGUGUGCGAGUGUUUCACUGCUACGACUCGUAUGGCCUCGUGCUGACUUUACAGGGUGGAAAGAAACUCGUGUACUCUGGAGACACUAAGCCGUGCAACGAUCUCGUCUUGGCUGGAAUGGGCGCUGAGUUGCUGGUCCAUGAAGCGACAUUCGACGAUUCGAUGGAGCAGGAUGCAAAAAUGAAAAAGCACAGCACUGUUGGCCAGGCUCUCGAUAUUGCUCAACGCAUGCGCGCACGCCAAGUUAUCUUGACGCAUUUUAGCCAGAGGUAUCCUGCGCUCCCACCACCGGUAUUGGACUCCAGUGAACGCUCGAGCAUUGAUCCAGCCACUGUGCUGUGUGCAUACGAUGGUUUCGUGCAUCCGAUGCCGUUCUAA